Saccharomycodes ludwigii is the source of this 2244-nucleotide messenger RNA. It is a transcript of the gene FAR8, whose product is annotated as Far8p. The record is from RefSeq and is a predicted model, not a curated record. The coding region runs from base 1 to 2244 and encodes 747 amino acids. NCBI's taxonomy places the organism in Eukaryota, Fungi, Ascomycota, Saccharomycetes, Saccharomycodales, Saccharomycodaceae. The transcript has a single exon.
AUGUCUGGUAUACCCAAUAAGGCAAACAACAAUUCUGCUAUCGCGGCUAUUGGCAAUAACACGAGUAAUUAUCCAAUAUCGGUGAAUUAUACUUUGCCAGGGGUAAUGCAUUAUUUGCAAACGCAAUUUACUGCAAAUGAAAGAGCUAGAAUUGCGUGGGAAUUAGAAAAGGGUGAAUUGAAAGCCAAAAUUGCAUUAUUAGAAGGUGAAAAUAAAAAUUUGAAGAGACAAGUAUCAAUUUAUAAAGAUCAAAAUAAGGCCUCCACCGCAAAUCUGAAUGUUGAUGCUAAAACCAAUAAUUCUAAUGAUAUAAACGACAUUAUUGAAAAAUCUAAGCUAGAAAUCCAGGAAAGUGUUAAGGAAAUUGCUUAUUUACUAAAACCAGUUGAUCCUAAACAAAUAUUACCUUUAGAAGAUGAGGAUUUUGAGUCAGAGAUUAGCAGUAAUGUCAUUGGUAACACUGAGCACGGUGAUGCUUAUAACAACACUACUGGUACCGGCACUAAUGAUCAUCAUGUUACUCCUAAUAAUAAUAUUAAUAAUAAUAGAAACAAUAAGAGCUUGGAAUUAGAAUUAAAUAACAUUAGCCUGGCAAAACAGCCAAAUUUAAAUGUUGUGUCUACUAUUUCCAAUACUAACAAUAGUACCGAUGCCAAUACUGAUGUUAAUAAUAGUAUUAAAAUCAAUAACCCCAUUGUUACCACUACUGACCAUAAUAUCAGUAGUACUGUUAAUAACAGUACUAUUGAAACUGAUGCCGCUAACGGUAGUAGCAGCAACAAUAAUAAAGAUACUACUAACGCCACCAAUAUUAUUCCCAAUGGCUAUGACAUUGAAAAAGAAAUCGAACCCCCCAUGAAAAAUGUACUUCAAAACACUGAUAAUGAUGCCAACACUGUUGGUGCUACAAUAGCUCGUCCAGAUGAUAAGAAAAAUAACGGGAAUAAUAUGAUCGCAGAAACUGUAGAAUUAUCCGCACCGAUUAUUAUUAAAACAGAAGGUAGCGAAAUAGACCAGAUAAGUUGCAAUGGGGUCAACGGUGUUUUAGUUUACGACAAAUCCAAAAAUCUACUACAAUGUAAAUAUUUAGACCUGUUAAACUUGAAACAGAAAGGACAUCAAGAUUAUAUAUUAAAUUCCGUUGAGGGGAAAUUGUUAGGUAUGUGGUGGGUAACUAUAAAUCACACAAAAAACGUUUUAACUUUGGAUACAACAGGGUUAAAAUUAUGGAAUAUUGAGUCGAAUGUUAAUGAUGUAGAUGGGAAGAAAAAUAUAUCUCCUAUUGCAGAGUACAGCGACAAAUCUUUGAUCCAAAUUAUGACACCUUCUGAUAAUGGUAAGAUUUGUGUCGAUUUUAAAGGCGAUCGUUGGCUAUGUUUUAUGCUCCAUGAUAAAAUUGAAGUUUGGGAACUAACUUACCACAUUGACGAAGAAAAUAUAGGGCAAAGCUUUUCACAAAGCGAACCGGUUUCUACUGAUAGCGAUGUCGAUGAUAUAAGUACGAUUACUGAACAGCAUCAAGAAGACGAAGAUGUGCUGGAAAAUAGUGGCCCUUGUGUUACCAAUAAUAUAACUAUUGCUGCAAGGAAUAAAUAUUCAAUUGACAAUAGUGAUAUUACAUUUUCCCAGGAUAAAAUGGUAUUGGAUUGUAAAUUUGGUGUGACACAAAAAAGUUUGAUUGUAUUGACAACUGCAGGUUUGAAAAUUUAUAAUUUCACUGAUAAGUCGCUAUUAACAUUUAUAAAAUUACAUGAGAAGUUUAAUGCUACCACCGAUAAGAUUAUUGAUUCUAAUUUGAUUUUAAAUAAAGAUUCAAGUAGCAUAAUCAUCCAUAGUGAAAUUAAAAAAAAUAUUACUACGACUGUGCACAAUUUAAUAGUCUAUUCAUUUGAACAGAUGAAAAUCAUUAACAUUGUUGAUUUGGUAAAUGAGCCAAGUCAUAUAGUAUUUGACCGGGAAUUAGUCCUUAUUACAUAUAAAAAUAGAGAUACCAUUGAAGUGAGAACAAAAUAUGGAUCUUCAAUCUAUGCUUGUUAUUCUCAUUAUUCGACUGAUAUUGCUGAACUAGAUAAUAAUCAUGACGUUGGCAACAAAAAUAGUGUAGAUACUAAAGAAAACGUUUAUGUGGAUAUCAUUGAUCUUAAUAAUAUCAGAACCUUUGAUGGUAAAGUUUUUAAUGAAAAAUUAAUUGUAAGUGGCGGUAAUCUAAAUAAUGAAUUAAAAGCCCAGAUAAUUAAAUUGUAA